Molecule: messenger RNA, 762 nt
Organism: Aspergillus niger
Lineage: Eukaryota; Fungi; Ascomycota; Eurotiomycetes; Eurotiales; Aspergillaceae
Exons: 3
Coding region: 1-762 (253 amino acids)
Biological process (GO): L-valine biosynthetic process
Cellular component (GO): acetolactate synthase complex; mitochondrion
Molecular function (GO): flavin adenine dinucleotide binding; thiamine pyrophosphate binding; acetolactate synthase activity
Source: RefSeq, a predicted model, not a curated record
AUGGGGAUGGCACUCAGCUCGAAGAUUCAAACGAUUGAUGAUGAGAAUACUUCUCCUACAGAGAAUAACUCAAGACCAACAGACCAUCCCACACCAUCAAGACAACCUCAUCAACACUCAACACCAACAAAAUCACCACCCCACAACCGCCACCGUCUACACGAAUUGUACGAACAAUUCCCCCCAAGCAAACCUCCUCCAUCAAUACGACCCCCUAACCCACACACCUCCAGCUUCAUCGGCAAAACCGGCGGCCAAAUCUUCCACGAAAUGAUGCGCCUCCACAACGUCAAACACAUCUUCGGCUACCCAGGCGGCACCAUCCUCCCCAUCCUGGACGCGCUCUACGCCUCCCCGCAUCUAACAUUCAUCCUCCCCAAACACGAGCAAUCAGCCGGCCACAUGGCCGAAGGCUACGCGCGCGCCUCGAUCUCCUCAUAUCCCACCCCCGGCAUCGUCCUCGUAACCUCCGGCCCCGGCGCAACGAAUCUCAUCACGCCGCUGCAGAACGCCCUCAGCGACGGCACCCCGCUCAUUGCUUUCUGUGGACAGGUGGCGACGAGCGCCAUCGGGAAGGACGGGUUCCAGGAGGCGGAUGUGUUGGGGAUGACGAGAUUUUGUACGAAGUGGAAUGUGGGCGUUAAGCAUGUGAGGGAGUUGCCGCAGAGGAUUGAGGAGGCGUUUUGGGUGGCGUUGAGUGGGAGGAUGGGGCCUGUGGUCGUGGAGGUGCCCAAGGAUGUGGGGGCGGGGGUUUAUUCUUGA